This is a messenger RNA of Brassica oleracea var. oleracea, 608 nucleotides long. RefSeq lists its product as uncharacterized. The transcript has 2 exons. The coding region runs from base 85 to 471 and encodes 128 amino acids. NCBI's taxonomy places the organism in Eukaryota, Viridiplantae, Streptophyta, Magnoliopsida, Brassicales, Brassicaceae. The record is from RefSeq and is a predicted model, not a curated record.
ACAAGUUGCAAGUAUUAUUCACCGUUAAUACUCAUCCAAACACAACUCUCUCUCUUUCAAUCUUGAGUACAGAAAUAAAGUUGAAUGGCAGCCAAAUCCAAGAGUCUUCAGGUGAUCGGGAAGCACUUAGUUAACAGCCUCCGUUCAUGCGCUUUCCCACGCGCCGUGGCAUCUGAUCUUUCCGCUUCUCGUGUAUUGCUUAACAGGAAUGCUCGCACAUCAGCGUAUGAUAAGAACGUAGAGGAAGAAUUGCAACCGAGUAAAGUGCCUGAUGAAUUGAUAAAGUCCGAGUCUGACAAAUAUUGGUCUCCGCAUCCUCAAACCGGUGUCUUUGGACCUUCCUCAUCCUCCACCACCGACACGGCUGACGAGAAGCUUUCUCGCGGUAGUCAAGAGGACUCAGGAAUGGAGGAGAAAGCUUGGUUCCGUCCAACAAGUCUGGAGGAUUUGAACAAGACUCACCACUCCUAGCAAACAAACUCUUUCCUUUAUGUUAUGUGUGUUUCCGGAGUGUUGUAAUAAAAUUUGACGUCGAAUUAUUAUGUUGCAAUAGCAGACUAAACUUUCGGUGUUAUGAUGUUAUAUGAAUGUGAUUUGUUGUUGUAACG